UGGAAAUUUAAAAUAAUUAGAUUUCGAAGAAAUGGACGCGACCAAAAAGCCGCUUCGGAUUUCCCCGGAACUCGGGGUCUACGCGGAGAAACAUGGAAUAUUUCAGAUUCUGCAGAGAAUGCUGCAGUGUCUGCUCGUGGAUAAACCAAAUGAUCCCAUUCAGUAUAUGAUAGAUCAUCUUAAAAAAGAAAAUGAUGAAGUUCCCCGGAUUUUUCUGCUGGGUCCACCUGCUUCAGGGAAGCUUACUAUUGCCAAAUUGCUGUGUGACAAGAUCAAUACGAAUGUUCUUACUUUGGACAAUAUGUUAGCAAGUGAAAAAUCUGAAGUUGCUAAAAAAAUUCACAGAUUAAACAAUGGAAAUAAGGAAAUUCCCAAUACACUAUGGGCAAAGCUGAUCCUAGAACGGCUGUCAAAAAUGGACUGCAUCAAACGGGGUUGGAUCCUAGUGGGUUUCCCAAAAACUAGAGAACAGGCACUUGCAUUACAAGAAAUGGGAAUUGCGCCAGAACAUGUUGUUAUACUCGAUGCUCCUGAUACCGUGUUAAUUGAGAGGAAUCUUGAGAAAAGGAUUGACAUGACUACAGGAGAAAUAUAUCAUACAACCUUCAACUGGCCAACCUCCAGCAAAAUACGAAAGCGCCUAGUGAAACCUGGUGGAACCUCAGAGGAAGAAACUGCAAAGAGAUUAUUAGAAUACCGCAGAGUGAUUCAUGGGGUACUGAAUAGCUACAGUAAAAAAUACCAUAUUAUUAAUGCGGAUCAGCCCAGUGUUGAUGUCUUUUCGCAGACUUUAAGCCAUGUCCAAAGUCGACAUCGAUCCAACGCCCCCUACACGCCAAGAAUUAUUCUUCACGGUCCCCCUGGCAGUGGCAGGAGCCUGCAGGCAGCACUGAUUGCCGAAAAAUAUGGGAUUGUUAACGGAGGGCAGAUGGUCUAUUGCUCAGAAAAUCUGAGUGCUGUCAAAGCCACCUUUGGUCGAAUUAUCAGGUAUGAAAAGAUUGGUAACAGCCUGUAUUUGCAAGUAGCCACAGUUGUCAUCAAACAUUCUUGGGGACAAUAA
Molecule: messenger RNA, 1060 nt
Organism: Rhincodon typus (whale shark)
Lineage: Eukaryota; Metazoa; Chordata; Chondrichthyes; Orectolobiformes; Rhincodontidae
Gene: ak8
Product: adenylate kinase 8
Exons: 11
Coding region: 32-1060 (342 amino acids)
Biological process (GO): nucleoside triphosphate biosynthetic process
Cellular component (GO): cytoplasm
Molecular function (GO): ATP binding; AMP kinase activity; nucleoside diphosphate kinase activity
Source: RefSeq, a predicted model, not a curated record